AUGUGCUUCCAGAAUGCUACUUCACUUAUCGGUCGUUUGAGUCACGUUUCUAUUGCAACUUCCGAUAUCGACAAAGCCUCGGCUUUCUACAAAAACCUGGGCGCUAAAGUUAGCGAAAAAGUGGCACACGAAGAGUACGGCGUUUAUACAGCAUACGUUGAGCUACCAAAUACAAAACUGGAGCUGUUUUGUCCAUUGAAAGAGAAAAUCUGGAGCAGUUUUAUCCAAGGAUUUCUGGAGAGAGACAAAAUGAAUGGUAUCCACCACAUUUGCUUGCAGGUGAAGGAUAUCAAUCAGAAACAGGGAAUCCGGAAGUUAUCGAAAGAGGCCAGUAGUGGAGCGCCUGCGAAAUUGCCAAUAUUCCUUAAUCCGGAAGAUUGUGGUGGUGUGUUGAUUGAACUUGAACAAGAAUGA
Messenger RNA from Gongylonema pulchrum, 414 nucleotides. NCBI's taxonomy places the organism in Eukaryota, Metazoa, Nematoda, Chromadorea, Rhabditida, Gongylonematidae. The record is from the annotation of a GenBank genome assembly.